UUGACAUAGUACUUGGUCAAUCUCUGCUUCUUCAUGGAGGCAUAGAGAGUAAGUUCUAUCGAAAACAGAGCAAAUUAGUGUUUUGAAUUACUCUGUUUUGGUGAAUGAAUUCGAGAUGGGUGAUUCAGAAACUAACCUCUCACAUUCCCUCUUGCCUCUCUACCAUCUUAUGCACUUCGAAACUCCUAACCCAGCAGAGCCCAAGUUGCAAAGUCUCGACCUUUCUCCUCAACCACGUCGAUAUCAGCCUCCUCUUAUCCAUCUGCGGCAGAGAAGGCUGGUUUCCUCACCUGGGUCCUUCCCUCCACGCCUCCGUUAUCAAAAGCCCCGAGUUUUUCGAGCCCGUUGAUGCUGACAUCCAUCGAAACGCUCUCGUUGUUUGGAACUCUCUGCUCGCACUGUACGUUAGAAACGGAGAGUUAAUUGAUGCGCGCAAGUUGUUCGACGAAAUGCCCAUGAGAGAUAAUGUUUCUCGGAACACGGUGUUUAAUGGGUUUAUGAAGAACAGAGAGAUACAGUCUGGUUUUGUGUUGCUUAAGAGAAUGCUUACACCCGGUGGGUUUGAUCAAGCGACCUUGACGAUUGCUUUAUCGGUUUGCGAUACUCCAGAGCUCUGUUUGGUGACCAAGAUGAUCCACGGUUUAGCUGUUUUAAGCGGUUAUGACAAUGUAAUCCCCGUGGGGAACAGUUUGAUCACGUCUUAUUACAAAUGUGGGUGUUCUGUUUCUGGGAGAAUGGUUUUUGAUGAGAUGGUGCAAAGAAAUGUUAUAACUUGGACGGCUGUGAUUACUGGUUUGGUGCAGAAUGAGUUACAUGAAGAUGGUUUAAGAUUGUUUUGUUUGAUGCGUAGAGGAUUGGUUCAACCGAACUCAGUAACUUAUCUGAGCGCUCUAUCUGCUUGUUCAGGCUCACAGAGGGUAAUAGAAGGGAAACAGGUUCAUGCUCUUCUGUGGAAAGUUGGGAUUGAAUCAGAGCUACGCGUUGAGAGUAUGCUAAUGGAUAUGUACUCCAAAUGCGGAAGCAUUGAAGACGCCUGGAAUGUUUUUGAGUCCGCUGAAGAAACUGAUGAAGUUUCGAUGACUGUGAUGUUAGCUGGUUUAGCACAAAACGGGUCAGAGGAAGAAGCUAUACAUUUCUUCAUCAGAAUGCUGCAAGAUGGUGUGGAGAUAGAUGCAAAUGUGGUUUCAGCAGUUCUUGGAGUCUCGUUUGUGGAUAACUCUUUGGGUCUAGGCAAGCAGCUUCAUUCGUUGGUUAUCAAACGAAGAUUCUCCGGUAACACCUUUGUUAGCAACGGACUCAUCAACAUGUACUCAAAAUGCGGAGAUCUGGAUGAUUCACUCAGCGUGUUUAGAAGAAUGUCAGAAAGGAACUACGUUUCAUGGAACUCAAUGAUUGCAUCGUUUGCACGCCAUGGUCACGGAUUAGCUGCCUUGAAGCUAUACGAAGAAAUGAUUAGGCAAGACGUGAAGCCAACAGAUGUUACCUUUUUGUCACUGCUCCAUGCUUGUAGCCAUGUAAAGCUGAUCAACAAAGGCCAAGAACUCUUGAAACUGAUGCAAGAUGUCUACGGAAUCGAGCCUAGGACAGCGCAUAACGCCUGCAUCGUUGACAUGUUGGGGCGAGCUGGUCGUCUAGAAGAAGCAAAGAGUUUUAUAGACUCAAUGCCUACGAAACCUGACUGCCUGGUUUGGCAGGCGUUGCUUGGUGCUUGUAGUUUCUACGGUGACACUCAAAUAGGGAGAUAUGCAGCUGAGCAGUUGUUUCUCUCUGCACCUGAUAGCUCAGCUCCUCAUAUUCUGAUGGCUAACAUAUACUCAUCGAGAGGACAGUGGAAGGAGAGAGAGAAGACGAUCAAGAGAAUGAAAGCAAUGGGAGUGACUAAAGAAACAGGAGUAAGUUGGAUUGAAAUCGAGAAUCAAACACAUAGAUUUGUUGCUGACGACAAGUUGCAUCCACAAGGAGAGGCUAUACAUGAUGUUCUCUCUGAAUUGUUUGUUGUUAUGAUAGAUGAAGGUUACAUACAUGAUAAGAGGUUACUCUUCUGCAUGAAUACAUAAACAAAGAUUCCAAUU
Molecule: messenger RNA, 2072 nt
Organism: Brassica oleracea var. oleracea
Lineage: Eukaryota; Viridiplantae; Streptophyta; Magnoliopsida; Brassicales; Brassicaceae
Product: pentatricopeptide repeat-containing protein At3g05340
Exons: 1
Coding region: 105-2057 (650 amino acids)
Biological process (GO): RNA modification
Molecular function (GO): RNA binding; protein binding
Source: RefSeq, a predicted model, not a curated record